Messenger RNA from Pseudo-nitzschia multistriata, 1565 nucleotides. The record is from the annotation of a GenBank genome assembly. Lineage: Eukaryota; Bacillariophyta; Bacillariophyceae; Bacillariales; Bacillariaceae.
UAAAAAAAAUCACCGAACACUUCAAGACAAAGGAAUCCUACCAAAAUGAUAGCUUUGAAACCUUUCUUUCUUGUUGCCCUUUUGGCAGGUACCAGCUCAGCCUUUGCUGUCAUCCAGCCUGCAUCUUCCAUCGCGAAGGCGACGACGACGUCGACCAUUCUGAAAUUGAGCGGAGGCGCUGUCGGAGCAGGAACUGCUCCUGAGCUCAAGGUAUGUUUUGGAUCCAGAUCUUUCUGUCUUUAGAAACGAGCAUAAGGCAUCGCAAUAAGAUUGAUUUCUAGGAUGGGCUUCUUUUUCAUCGAUUUUUCCCCUGAGUCGUCCACUUCGCAGCAUCUCCUCACGGCAUUUUCUCAAAUCGUCAAUUUAACAAUAGCCUCCACCAUCUUUAUACCAAGGAGCUGUGGCCGCCGGAGUUGGCAAAGCCUCGAAGACAUGGGGAGAUAUUUUCAAACUUGGUAUUGUUAGCGGUUGCCACAUUGCUUUCGGGGCAUACCUCGCAAUCACUGUCGGAGGAGCAUGCUCGGGAAUCGCAGCUGAAAAUCCUGGCCUUCAGAAGGUACGUAUCGGAGUGGUAGAAUAUGGAACAAAUCAUUUUUUCCUCUGGUUUGCUUAAUAGAGAUCAAAGUUUUCAUCGAAGCCUAAAUGAAUUUGACUACCGUAUUCAAUCGGUGUUUCAGGAUCUUUUGAAAUCGACACUCUUCCGUUUCGAUUUACAAUCAGGAGUUGUUCCGAGUUCUAACUGUUGUCAAUAAUUUAUCUUCUCGUUUAACAUUUGCAUUUACUUUUCAUAAAAAGAUCAUUUUCGGUUCCUUUGGGUUGCCAUUUGGUCUCAUCAUGACAUUAGUGACAGGAGGUGAACUCUUCACAGGAAACACGGCUCUUGUAACUGCUGCGUAUAAAGAAGGUAAAAUUAGCGGAAAGGACUUGAUCAAGAAUUGGGUUUCUUCUUAUACUGGGAACCUCGUGGGAUCUUUGCUUUUAGCUUACUUGGCUUACAAGAGCGGAACUUUAGCCGCUAGCCCAGCGUCGGCUGCCAUUGCUACAGCGAAGUGCUCUCUUCCAUGGGAUGUUGCAUUUGUUCGUGGUAUUCUGUGCAACUGGCUGGUAUGCAUGGCUGUCUAUAUGGCAUCUGGUUGUGCCUCGAUGGCAGGAAAGAUGACUGCCGUUUACUUCCCCAUUUCCGCCUUCGUCGCGCUUGGAUUGGACCACAGUGUUGCGAAUAUGUUCAUCAUUCCUCUUGGGAUGCUUCGUGGUGCAGACAUCACUAUCAAAGCAUUUUUGAUGAAGAAUCUAAUUCCAGUUACUUUAGGUAACAUCGUUGGUGGGGCACUUUGUGUGAUGGCUCCCUUUGGUUCGGUCUUCGGUAGCUGGGGAAAGAAGUCCGACUGAUGCGGUAUAGGCAAUUAGUGCCAAGAUACUUGUUCAGUGCCAACUCCUAUCUCAUCAAGCAGCAUGCGGUAGAUUCAUGCCCUUCAACUAAUAUGAAAUCCAGUGAAUUGUCUAUGUCAUCAUUUUGAUCACUUGUUUAGCAGGGUAGAAUAUUCAUUCGAACAUUUACUUUAACU